This is a messenger RNA of Umbelopsis ramanniana AG, 1538 nucleotides long. RefSeq lists its product as uncharacterized. The record is from RefSeq and is a predicted model, not a curated record. NCBI's taxonomy places the organism in Eukaryota, Fungi, Mucoromycota, Umbelopsidomycetes, Umbelopsidales, Umbelopsidaceae. Gene Ontology annotation, molecular function: zinc ion binding. The transcript is spliced from 6 exons. The coding region runs from base 54 to 1394 and encodes 446 amino acids. Gene Ontology annotation, cellular component: cytoplasm; nucleus.
UUGGCUGGCGAACGUCUGCUUGAACUUUUUUCCAAUUCGUAUUUCUACACGCCAUGUCUGAUUCAGCCAACGAGCCUAUCUUUGUUGAUAUCGGUGACAGCUCUCGCCCCUCCGAAAUCGAAAGCUUGUGCAUGCAAUGUCAUGAAAAUGGCACCACUAGACUUUUGUUGACCAAGAUUCCUCACUUCAAGGAAGUCAUUGUCAUGGCCUUUGAGUGCCCUCACUGCGGUUUCCGCAACAAUGAACUCCAAAGUGCUGGUACCAUCGCUGAAAAGGGCCACACUGUCACUUGUAAGAUCGAUAACAAGGAGGACUUGAACCGUCAACUUGUCAAGUCUGACUAUGCCUCGGUCAAAUUCUUGGAAUUGGAUUUGGAAAUCCCAUCUAGCAGCAAGCGAGGACUUUUGACUACCGUCGAGGGUAUUCUCUCCAAUGCUAUUGAAGAUUUGGAUGAAAGUCAAGCUGUUCGCAAGCAUGUCGACGAGAACCUCUACAACCAGAUCCAAGCUGUCAUUAACAAAUUGGAGGCCUACAAGGAUGGAAGCGAGCAUUUCACCGUCCGUAUUGAUGAUCCUUCCGGCAACUCAUACAUUGAAAACCUUUGCCUUCCUGCCCAAGACCCCAAGCUCGAAGUUCGCUGGUACCAGAGAACUCCCGAGCAAGACGUCCAGUUAGGACUUCGUGCUCAGGAAGACCUUGAUAACCCUACUGAGGAGAAUGAUGAUGAUGAAGUUCCAGAGGUUAUGUCAUUCCCCUCCAACUGCUCUCACUGUAGCCGUCCCAGUGAAACCAACAUGCACGUCCUUGACAUUCCUCACUUCAAGGAAGUCAUUAUCAUGGCUACUAACUGCCAACACUGUGGAUACAAGAGCAAUGAGGUCAAGGCUGGAGGUGCUAUUUCUCCCUUGGGCAAGCGUAUCACUCUUAACAUGACUGAUGCGGAUGAUCUUUCCCGUGAUAUAUUGAAGUCCGAAACCUGUGGUUUGAGCAUUCCUGAGAUUAAUCUCGAGUUGACUCCUGGUACCCUUGGUGGCCGAUUCACAACUGUUGAAGGAUUGCUUCGUCAAGUCCACGAGGAGCUGGAUCAAAGAGCUCCAUUCUUGCAGGGUGACUCUGCAUCAGAAGAAAGCCGCACACGAUGGAAGACUUUCCUCGACAAGCUGCAGCAAGUUGCCGAUGGCGAACACCUGCCUUGUACUUUGAUCUUGAACGAUCCUUUGUCCAACUCCUAUCUCCAAAACCUCUACGCUCCCGAUGACGAUCCGGAAAUGAUGACUGAGACUUACGAACGUGAUUUCGAAACCAACGAAUCAUUGGGUCUGAACGACAUGAAGCUGGAGAACUAUGAGAAAAAGGAUGAGGAUGAUCACCCAAUGGAGGAAGCAAGCCAGUAAUGCGGUGAUGUAGAGUAUGGUAGAGUAGAGUAGAAUAUAAUCAGUGGUUUACACCAUCGGGUUUUGCGUUAUGUGUACUAUAGUAUUGCGAAGAGGAUUUUAAUGAAUAUGCAAUAGACGAUUAAAGAAAUGGUUCUGAUCCUC